Molecule: messenger RNA, 1535 nt
Organism: Fundulus heteroclitus (mummichog)
Lineage: Eukaryota; Metazoa; Chordata; Actinopteri; Cyprinodontiformes; Fundulidae
Product: thymidine phosphorylase
Exons: 10
Coding region: 68-1420 (450 amino acids)
Biological process (GO): pyrimidine nucleoside metabolic process; pyrimidine nucleobase metabolic process
Cellular component (GO): cytosol
Molecular function (GO): pyrimidine-nucleoside phosphorylase activity; 1,4-alpha-oligoglucan phosphorylase activity
Source: RefSeq, a predicted model, not a curated record
CUUCUCCGACUGCAAACACCAGAACAGGUAGGCGGCUCUGGAAGCGUUCCUGACAUCACAGGCAACCAUGUUGUCCAUCCCAGACCUGAUCAGGAAGAAGAGGGACGGAGGACGGCUGACUGAUGAAGAGGUCCGAUUCUUCAUCAACUCUGUAACAACUAAAAAGAUGCAGGACAGCCAGAUAGGGGCCAUGCUGAUGGCUAUUUGGCAGCAAGGGAUGGUCGCUGAGGAGACCGCGUCCCUGACCAGAGAGAUGAUGGUAUCGGGAGAGGUGAUGACGUGGCCGGACGAGUGGAAGAGGCUGAUGGUGGACAAACACUCGACGGGCGGGGUGGGGGACAAAGUGAGCUUGGUGUUGGCCCCAGCGCUGGCUGCUUGUGGCUGUAAGGUGCCAAUGAUCAGUGGGCGGGGCCUGGCUCAUACAGGAGGAACUCUGGAUAAACUGGAGUCGAUUCCAGGAUUCAACGUGCAGCAGUCAGCAGAGCAGAUCCAGAAAAUACUGGCUUCAGUGGGCUGCUGCAUCGUGGGUCAGACGGAGAAGCUGGUUCCUGCAGAUCGAGUCCUGUACGCUCUGAGGGACGCUACCAGCACCGUGGACAGCCUGCCCCUCAUUACUGGUUCCAUCAUCUCAAAGAAAGGAGCAGAGUCUCUGUCCGCUCUGGUGCUGGAUGUGAAGUUCGGAGGAGCGGCGCUGUACAAAGAUCUGCAGAGCGCCAAACUGCUCGCCCAGAAUUUAGUGGAUGCCGGUAACAGUCUGGGCAUUCGAACAGGAGCUGUGCUCAGCCGAAUGGACGGUGUGAUCGGACGGUGUGUGGGAAACAGUCUGGAGGUGAUUGAAUCUCUGGAGACGCUGAAGGGCAACGGACCCGACGAUCUGAUGGAGCUGGUCACUACGCUCGGUGGCAUGCUGCUGGUGAUGACCGAGCUGGCGCCGAGCCUAUCAGAGGGCAAACGGAAGAUUAACGACGCUGUGAUUGGUGGAGACGCCUUGUCCAAAUUCGAGGCCAUGGUGGAGGCUCAGGGCUCGACCAAUGAGACGGCGCGGACACUGUGCUCCCCCGGCGCGGAUUAUUUCAGUAUCCUGAGAAAGUCUAAGCAUCAACUGGAACUGACGGCUCCUGCAGAUGGAGUUGUUCUUGGUGUGGAUGGUUUGGUUCUGGCUCAGGUUCUUCAUAAACUAGGGGCGGGGCGAUCGAAGGCAGAGGAGCUAAUCAAUCACAGCGUGGGGGCGGAGCUUCUGGUGUCCUGCGGUCAGCGUGUGCAAAAAGGCGCCAUCUGGUUGCGGCUUCAUUACGACGAUCAGGCUCCAAGUUCAGUUCAGCUCGACCUGCUGCAGAAAGCUCUGACUGUGGGAGAAGAACACGGAAACACUUUGAUAGCAGAGGUGCUACUGCCUCCAGGAGAUGGCAAAUCCAACUGAACCCCAGUGUGUUUUUUUUAAAAAAAAUCCAAAUAAAGGAAUACAUAUAAAAAAAACUGAUGGGUCAACUCUGUAAGAAAAACGAUGAAAGAUAAUAAAAUGAAAUUAUCGUAAA